This is a messenger RNA of Habropoda laboriosa, 6021 nucleotides long. RefSeq names its product kinase D-interacting substrate of 220 kDa (gene Arms). The transcript is spliced from 21 exons. Lineage: Eukaryota; Metazoa; Arthropoda; Insecta; Hymenoptera; Apidae. The record is from RefSeq and is a predicted model, not a curated record. Gene Ontology annotation, molecular function: protein binding.
CCAGAUACUCCUCCAGUCUCGAGAAAAUUUCUUCGCCUAACAGAGACGAAAAUCCUAUCCAAGACUCUAUGGACAAUUACGCGAACGUCAGUUCGAAGAAGGAUCUCGAAGAACCUGGUAAUCAGUUCGUACGUCAGAGAAGAUUGACGUUACCAGUGACGAACAUGGAUCUGGAUUUGAAAGACGCGCCGAAAACUCCCACCUACGAAGGUAUAUUAUCAGGAACAGUGGUAAAUCCCAUUAGGCGAUCUAGCAUCGCGAACGCAGCUAUCUGUUCGAGUUUAGCUCCGAGCCUAGUCAGCGCUUGCCCAAUUAUUCCGAACUGUUUGUUGCCGAGUGGCGAGGAGAAGAAAGACGCCGAUAGUACGUCGAACGUUUCGUCGACGGGGAAUAUCGAGGAACAGGCGGCAGGAAGAAGCGGUGGAAGCGGAUUGAGAUUGAGACUUCCGUUUCUUCGGCUUCAAAUUCCGCUGCAACAUCCAGCCGCUACGUGGGAGGAACAGGAGGACGAGGAUCUAGGUGGUCAUCAUUCUCAUCACCAUCACCAUCAUCAUCAUCAUCACCACGUGUUCCCGCAUUUUCAUGUACCCACGAUCACGUUCACCGCGCCAGCCACCGACGGUGAAUCUGGCCGGAAGUUCAACUUUGGAAUUCGCAGACACUCGCAGACGACCUUGCACCGGACUGACUCGAUGGUAUCGCUCUGCUACCGAUCGCUCGCCAGCUAUAUCACGGACGAUAAUCUCGCUGGUCUCCAGAACUUCCUCGAAAAUAAACGAAUACAGAUCGAUGACCGAGACGAGAAUGGUAGCACAGCCCUCAUCCUUGCAGCGACUAAAGGGAAGAUACACUUCGUGCGGGAGCUCAUUAAUCAUGGAGCGGAUAUUAACGCCGAGGACGGGGAUAACUGGACAGCGUUACUUUGCGCAGCGAAAGAAGGUUACACCGACGUCUGCAUUGAAUUACUCGAGCAUGGCGCCGAUUUGGAGCACAGAGACAUGGGAGGAUGGACGGCACUUAUGUGGGCGACGUACAAGGGUAGGUCGCCGACGGUGACGAUGCUGCUUGCGCAAGGAGCUGACGUCAAUGCUCACGGGAAUUUUCAUAUAUCCUCGUUGUUAUGGGCAGCGGGCAGGGGUUACCCUGACAUUGUUAAGGAUCUUAUUACCCAUGGUGCUAAAGUCAAUCUCGGCGAUAAGUACGGUACCACAGCAUUGGUGUGGGCAUCACGCAAGGGCCACGUGGAAAUUGUAGAUACUCUUUUAAAAGCUGGUGCUAAUGUAGAUACUGCUGGAAUGUACUCGUGGACAGCUCUUCUCGUGGCCACUCUUGGAAAUCACGUGGACGUGGUGCUGCUCCUGUUGGAGCACAAGCCAAAUGUGAACGCUCUGGAUAAAGAUGGUUGCACAGCAUUGGCAAUAGCUUGUCGAGAAGGACACCACGAAAUAGCAAACGCGCUGCUGAACGCCGGGGCUUACGUGAAUAUUCAAGACAGAGCCGGCGAUACGAAUUUAAUUCACGCUGUGAAAGGCGGUCAUAGAGGAGUGGUUGAAUCUCUUUUGAAAAAGUACGCUGAUGUCGACAUCGCUGGCAAGGAUAAGAAGACCGCAACGUACAUAGCAGUAGAAAAAGGCAAUAUACCGAUACUAAAGUUGUUGUUAAAUGCUAACCCAGACCUGGAAGUCGCGACGAAAGACGGCGAUACUCCGUUACUGCGGGCAGUUAGGUCGCGAAACGCUGAAAUCGUACAAGUAUUGCUGGACAAGAAAGCGAAAGUUUCAGCCACCGAUAAAAAAGGCGACACGGUACUUCAUAUAGCUAUGCGUGCAAGGUCGAAAGCUAUCGUCGAAAUAUUACUGAGAAAUCCGAAAAACAGUCAGCUACUCUACCGUCCAAAUAGACAAGGCGAGACACCGUACAAUAUCGACAUCAAUCAUCCAAAGACCAUUCUUGGACAAAUAUUUGGCGCACGACGUCUCAAUACUAACGAAGAUAAUGAAAAUAUGCUUGGAUAUGACUUGUAUAGUAGUGCAUUAGCAGAUAUUCUCAGUGAACCAUCUCUAUCAACGCCUAUAACUGUUGGCCUUUACGCAAAGUGGGGAUCGGGAAAGUCGUUUCUGUUAAAUAAAUUAAAAGAGGAAAUGAAAAAUUUUGCUCGCCAGUGGAUAGAUCCCGUGUUCCAGUUUUCUUUCUUAUUGUUCCUAGUAGUAACACAUGUGUCCUUGUUAGUGGGUAUUACGAUAGGUCUUGCCCUUCAAUCGUGGAUCGUUGGUGUUGCGUGUGGCAUAAGUCUUAUUUUUAUCAGCUACAUCUUUUUGAUACUUGUCUGGUAUGCUAAUAAAAGAUACGAUUGGUAUUGGCCGUAUAGCCUUACAGUAGCGCUGACGACAAAGUUAAAUUCAUUGAAGCUACUGUUGCAAGUAAUUUUCUGUCAUCCACCUGGUGGUCGAGUUCACGAUGGCGUCACUGUUCAGCCGAUAAAGUUCUAUUUCACUGAUCAGACUCGAGUCGGUACGACUGCCGCUGGAGAGAAUGCAGUAGUACAAAUGGUGGGAUCCCUUUACGAUUCCAUCGAGAACGACUUCGGUUCGUUUUCUACGCGACUAUACAGAGCGUUUAGACCGAAAGCGGACAAAUCGACGACUACGUGGAAAUGGAGGCAUCUGUGUUGUUUACCGUACAUAGUUAUAUUCGAAUUCUGCUUUUGCAGUUUACUCGUUGGUAUUUCUGUACUUACGGUCUACCUCAUCGAUAUUUCUAACACCGAACCAACAAUAGAAAGAGUCACGGCACACAUUAUCAUGAUUACCGUUGCCUUAAUACUAGCUGUUAGUGUGAUAGCAAACUUAUACACGUGGAGUCGUACGUUGCAAGCACUUGUUUUCUCUCAGAGACGGCACCUACAGCGCAGCAUUUCUAAGUUAGAGACACUGAAGAGCGAGGGUUUUAUACAAACGCUGAGAAGUGAAGUCAGUUUAAUGACAGAGAUGGUCAAGUGUCUAGAUAGCUUUAUGGCGCAACAAAGUAGAUUAGUAAUAAUUGUGGAUGGUCUGGAUAGUUGUGAACAAGAUAAAGUGUUAUUAGUUUUAGACGCUAUUCAAGCACUGUUCAGUGAUAAUGGUUAUCCAUUCGUUGUUAUAUUAGCAAUCGAUCCGCAUAUUAUAGCCAAGGCAGUGGAAGUCAAUAGUAGAAGAUUGUUCACAGAGUCAAACAUCGGAGGGCAUGAUUAUUUACGCAAUAUGGUGCAUCUUCCAUUUUAUUUGCAAAACAGUGGACUACGGAAGGUAAAAGUUGCUCAACAAACUGCCCAACAUAGUAGAAAAACUAUGUGGACCGAAGCCGAGGAAAGUGUUAACUACACCGCCAGUAGUACGAUGCACCACUCUGUUUCAAACAGGAGACUUAGCACUGAAUCUGGUAUAAUGAACAGUAAUGAAAAGUUGAAGCCACAAAGUAGAAAAGGUAGUAGAAAAUUGCGGUUGAGCGAAUCGAUCGCGAGUAGUAUCGGCAGCAAUUUGAAUCGCCUGGGUGGAGCUCAGGAUCUUAAUAAAAUGCUUCUCACUGACGAUUACUUUAGCGACGUAAAUCCUCGUAGUAUGAGAAGGUUGAUGAACGUCGUUUACGUCACUGGGAGGUUGUUAAAAGCAUUCCAAAUUGAUUUCAACUGGUAUCAUUUAGCCAGUUGGAUCAACAUCACCGAACAAUGGCCAUUUAGGACGUCUUGGUUGAUUCUUCAUUACGAUAUGUAUGAAGAUAGUUUAGAUGAUUCCAUGUCGUUAAAAAGUCUUUACGAUAAGAUUCGACCUCAAAUUCCGGUACUUAAAGAAGUUCAGCCUCUUUUAGAGAUGGAUAGAGACGAACGAAAACUGGACAUUUUCCUCACGUUUCAUCGUUCCAGUUUGCUCGUUAGCGAUAUGAAAAUAUUCUUACCAUUCACAAUAAAUCUCGAUCCUUAUAUUAAGAAGAAAAUAAAAGAGGAGCAACAGAGCAUAGAGGAAGAAAUAGGACCUGGUCCAUAUAAACAGUAUAGUCCUUGGACUUUGCAUGGUAAUAGUCACGAACCAUGGGGAGCAAACAGGGGCGGUUUACCGAGUCGAACAAUGAAACUUGCGAAAACGCCGAGUUUACAAGGACACAUGCCAGUGCCACCAGCACCAUCUUGGUGUAUGCAACCAGCAUUUGAUUGGCAGACACCACCGUGGGUACCAAUAGCUUCCAUGGAACACACGAUUAAACCACUCUCUGCAACUACAACUCUACCGUCCGAAAUUUUGGAAAUAAAACUCUCGUCUCUAACAGUAAACGGAGUGUGCGAUCUUAUUGAUAGAAUCGAAUGUAUAAAUCCCAAUCAAGCAGCACAGUACAAACAAGUUGUUAAGGAUAAUAACAUUAAUGGCAGAGUUUUAUUACAUUGCGAAUUACAAGAGUUGAAAAAGGUUCUUAAAAUGGCGUUUGGAGAUUGGGAACUGUUUCGUAUGGUGAUCGUAUCGCUUAGGGAAGUGGAACUUUCGUCUUUUAGCACGCAUGAAGAAGGUCCUCGAAGUGUGCGAUUUACCGUAGGAUCGGAACAAAUUCAACGAAAAGAUCAUGCUUUACAAAGCACUUCAAUUCGUGUACCUACGCACGUUGAAAAAGAGAAGGGAACAUCAAGAACGGAUGGUCCUCCUAGAAGAGAUCAAACUAAACAAUCUAUUAUGGAGAAGCAAUUGGGAACAAAUGAUUAACUAAUUUUCCAGGUAACUUUGGAGGAACAAAUGAUAUGCGGAGCACUGCAAACAUUAAAUGAAGAAGCGUGCGAAGAUGUAUUAGAUGUACCAUCUUCUGCAGGGUUACCAUCAGACUCACUCUCAGGAACCAUUUCGACGGCUCCUCAAGACACAGAGUACGUGAUCCUUCAAUCCAAUCCUCUUCUGCAUUGGGUACCAGUCAACGAUGAACCUGAAACUUCUGACGACAGCUCGUUUGAGUCCACAGUUCAUCUUCAACGUACAAACUCGCAGCGUAGCAUUACAUCUCAGCUUAGCACAAGAUCAGCUUGUUCGUUUGGACGUAAAGACCCAAAGAAAACUGGAGGAAAUGUUAUUGGUAGCAGACCAGCGUCGCUUUUCGUCUCCCCGCCACCUUCCCCCAGACCUGCUUUCAGAUCCAAAUCGACCGAUGAGAAUUACGUAGCCAAUAAUAUACCCAUGAAAUCAACCAUCUCCACGCCUAUCAAGAAACUACGCUCGACGUCAACAUUGAACGACGAGAUAGUCCUAUCGGUUCCUGUUCCAAACUCCAGUCUAGAGAAACUAAGUAAAUUGAAGGACCGCUUGAUGGGAACUUUACCUGCCUCGCCUGCACCAGGGGAGAGCGAGGAUGAGUCCACACCGUUAGUUUCUGAAUUAUCUACGCCUACCCAUUCACAAUCAGAUAGCGUGUUCAAACACGACUGCAGCGAGGAGAACAGCAGCUCGAUCUCGUCGAACAAAAGCCUGCCCCGUGACGGCGAACGAUCCGUCAACAUUGUUGAUUAUUCCGACACUGUUAGCUUAAUGGUGAGAGAGUCCUCGCAGGUGCGUUUCCUGUCGCGUCAAAGCUCCGAAGAAUGGGACAAUCCCGAGACACCUGUUUGAUACAUUCUGUUACACAAUCGUUAGUGCGUCUCGGUGUUACACGAUAAAUACACGAUAGAAAAAGAAGCAGAACUUUGAGUUGAAAGAAAAAAAAAAGGUACUUAAAUCGAAGUUUGUGAUAUACACAUAUAUUUUCAAAGAUAGUCAGAGUAGGGGAAACUCCACUUUGUAAAUAGUGAAUAGAGAGGAUGAUAUUGUGGAUCUUUUUAGAUAAAGCGUUCAAAAGUGUUCAUACGUCACAAAGAAAAUAUAUAUGGAACGAGCAAUGCUAGAAUAUGCUAAGAAUGAGGGCAUACAUUUUGUGCGGCACACGUAUUAUGCGUUAAGAGUUCAUUGUUAUAGGAGAAUACGUUUGACCUUCGCGACAUAACGAGCGACAUUCCUUGAUAAUAAUUUUAACGCAUUU